Messenger RNA from Macrosiphum euphorbiae (potato aphid), 294 nucleotides. Lineage: Eukaryota; Metazoa; Arthropoda; Insecta; Hemiptera; Aphididae. The record is from the annotation of a GenBank genome assembly.
AUGUCCUGCACAGAUUCUCGUUUGGAACGGGAACAUGAUACUUCAGACAAACAUAAGAACUCUACCAGAUUCCGAACCAGCGAUCUAGCGAACCGACCGACAAUUGAACAGCGGCCGACGAUGAGAGAGAGCAGAUGUCAGUUAUUAAGAUUGAACAGCUUGCCGUGGGAGCGAGCUAUCAGUGCUCUGACUAGACCAACAAUGAAUCUACGGACUUACAUAAAGACUACCGACGUCGCAAACCUAGCGCCAAUCAGCUAUCAGGCAUUGCCUUACCCAUAUAGACCUGACUAA